CAUUCACAUUUACUAGAAAGUAACAGUACCAUGGAAACGUGAACAACAACACUGAUUCAUUCAUCUUCUUCAAAUUCAAUACAAAUUGAAGCUAUCAUCUGCUUCACUUUCUUGUAUAAUACGAUACAGACGAAAACCCUAAACCCUAGAAACAAUGGCGGGAAUAGCUAUACUUGCAGAUCUAUGGAGGAAGAAUCACAACUCUGCUGCAUCACACGCUUUUCAAUCUUCUUCCUCUUUUUCUGCUUCUGCUGCUGCUGCUUCAGCUGCUUCUUUUGCUGCAGGAACUACUUUUGCUUCAAGGAAUUUCUUUGGGUCACCAGUGGCAUAUUCUGAUGCUGGCGCAACAUUAUCUGAAGAUUUUAUUUCUAACAUACAAAGUGCUUCUGAAAAGAUUUACAAUUAUGACGUUGAAAGAUUCAGUACAAAAACGUACAAUGUCCAACCUAAACCUCUAUUCUCUGCUUUCGAAUUGAGGUCACUCGGAAUGACUUCAAUAAGGUCGUUCUUGAUGCACUAUUUGCCUCUUUUGGAACCGCGUGCGGAAAUGGAAGAUGAUGAUGAUGAGGACUUUCUGGAGGAACUUACAGGGGCAGAUCAAGAACGCCAUAUUGAUCUGGUCGUUCCCUUCAAAAAGUCGGUAAAACAAAUCAUCCGCGAGACAAGUGUUGUGACCACUAGAAGGAUUUUAGAAAGAAUUUCUGUUCAUUAUGUUUCACUGCGAAUGGCAUCCAAGCUUCUCAAAGAUGUUCCUAAAUCAGCUACUCGCAAGGCUGCAAGGAACUUGCCUACCCAUGUUUACUUCUUUUCUGUGAGCAGAACAACAUUCAGAGGGCACAUGCUAGGAGUUGCAGCAUCUUGGGUUGUCCAAGUAGGCAUUGACUUGUAUCGAUUCUUUAGGUCCAUUUUCAGGUCCAAUGAUGAAGAUAGUGAUGUCGAUACAACCGAGCAAGUUCGAAUUCUUGGACAGAAAGUUGCCCUUACUUCAAUAAGAUGUAGUUCAUCUUUAGUUUUUGCAUCCAUAGGUGCAGGAAUCGGUGCUACCCUUGUCCGUCCCUCACUUGGCCAGUGGAUUGGAUGUGCUGCUGGUGAUUUGGCUGGUCCAAUCAUUGUAGCAUUUUGUGCCGACAAAGCAUUUCAAGUGAACCUUUAGUUGUGGUUUUAUAUUUCUGACUUAAUUUUUACCAACCUCAAAAUGAAAGGUGUAUCUUCAAAAUUUUGGUAUUUUUAUAUGCCAUAUCUCAAUGAGCGGAAAGAAUUUGUAACA
This is a messenger RNA of Vicia villosa (hairy vetch), 1267 nucleotides long. RefSeq lists its product as uncharacterized. The transcript has 6 exons. The record is from RefSeq and is a predicted model, not a curated record. NCBI's taxonomy places the organism in Eukaryota, Viridiplantae, Streptophyta, Magnoliopsida, Fabales, Fabaceae. Bases 155 to 1153 code for a protein of 332 amino acids.